Molecule: messenger RNA, 210 nt
Organism: Iphiclides podalirius (scarce swallowtail)
Lineage: Eukaryota; Metazoa; Arthropoda; Insecta; Lepidoptera; Papilionidae
Source: the annotation of a GenBank genome assembly
AUGCAUGACGCGGCCCGCGUAACACUCAUUAGGGCCGAGAAUGGCGAUGACCGUGGACAGGGCCGCACAAUGUUUGAAAACAACGCCUACGCCUCUGGCGACGGCGGCGGAAUACUGAUGGCCUCUUGGGUGAAGGUCGAGACGAGUCUGCCGACGUCACUUCCGGUGGCGAACAGCGGGGCAACAAUUGCAAGCGUACACCUAACACUG